Sphenostylis stenocarpa is the source of this 315-nucleotide messenger RNA. Lineage: Eukaryota; Viridiplantae; Streptophyta; Magnoliopsida; Fabales; Fabaceae. The record is from the annotation of a GenBank genome assembly.
AUGGACAUAGUUGGUGGAUCAUCAGCAGCAAGUCCAUGCUCAUCUUACCAUCCAAGUCCAUGUGCUCAUACAAUCCAAGCCCCCGACUCAUCUUCCUUCCCAAGCCCAUCCUCAUCCCCUUACACCAACAUUCAGCUCUGCUCCAAGCCCUGCUCGCCAGAAGAUGGUUUGGCAAGCAGUGGUUUGCAAAUGUGGACACCGGCUCAUAGUGGAACAUGCUCUCCUACUGUUGCACCAGGAACCGAUCACAAUGCUGACAUUCCAAGCUCUAAAGUUGUUUCAGAUGAAUUUGCAUUUGGAAGCAACAUGCUAUAG